Messenger RNA from Ilex paraguariensis (yerba mate), 987 nucleotides. The record is from the annotation of a GenBank genome assembly. Lineage: Eukaryota; Viridiplantae; Streptophyta; Magnoliopsida; Aquifoliales; Aquifoliaceae.
AUGACACUAGCCACUCAUUCCUUCUUUGCCAAACUCCUCCAAUACACCCACCAGAAGAACCUCCCAAACGGCAAGUCACUCCACACCCAAAUCAUCAAGACCGGCUCUUCGUCUUGCAUAUACAUCUCCAAUAGCCUCGUCAACUUCUACGCCAAGUCCCACCACUUAACCGAAGCCUACCUUGUAUUCGAAGAAAUCGAAGUUAAAGACAUAGUCUCAUGGAACGGCCUCAUCAAUGGCUACUCUCAACUGGGGACUCCCAAAUCUUCAUCCUCAGUCACGAAACUGUUCAAACUUAUGAGGAAAGAGAAUACUUUCCCCGAUGCCCACACUUUCGCCAAAAAUUUUUCUGCGGCGUCGAUUUUGUUGGACCCGUUUUGUGGCCAACAAGUUCAUACGCUUGCCAUCAAAACAGCUUGUUGUUCUGAUGUAUUUGUGAAUAGUUCUUUGUUAAACACGUAUUGCAAAUGUGGCCUUGUUUGUGAUGCGCGUAAAUUGUUUGAUAGAAUGCCGGAGAGAAAUUUAGUUUUUUGGGCUACGAUGAUUUUUGGGUAUGCUAUGCAUUGGUUUGCUAGUUAUGCUUUGGAGGAAAAGGAAGAUGUGAAUGAGUUUGUGGUAACUGGUGUUCUUAGUGCUUUUACCUUGCCAGAAUUUAUUGAUAUUGGUAAGCAAUUUCAUUAUCUUGCUGUGAAAAAUGGGUUGUUAUCAGUUGUAUCAAUUGGAAAUGCUGUUGUUACCUUGUAUGCAAAGUGUGGAAGCUUAGAUAACGCACUGCAAAUGUUUAAGCUUUCGAGUGAGAAGAACUCUAUUAUGUGGUCUGUGAUGAUCACUGAUUAUGCACAAAGUGGCAAUGGUGAGAAGGCAUUGAAAAUGUUCUCGGAUAUACAUUUUUCUGGGCUGAGGCCUAGUGAAUUCACUCUUGUUGGGGUGCUCAAUGCUUGUAGUGAUGUUGUUGCUACUGUAGAGGGAAAGCAAUUGCAUGGCUAA